CUGAUGUUGUUGUGCAGGACAAGUGAUUAAGGGAUGGGAUGAAGGUAUUAGAACGAUGAAGAAAGGUGAGGAUGCCCUUUUCACCAUCCCUCCUGAGCUGGCUUAUGGAGAGACUGGAUCCCCACCAACUAUCCCUCCCAAAGCCACAUUGCAGUUCGAUGUUGAAUUGCUAUCGUGGACCAGUGUCAAUGACAUAUCCAAGGAUGGUGGAAUAAUUAAGAAGAUCUUGAAAGAGGGAGAAAAAUGGGAGAACCCAAAAGACCUCGACGAAGUUAUAGUUAACUUUGAGGCUCGGCUUGAUGAUGGAAAAGUUGUUGAAAAAUCUGACAGAGUGGAAUUCACUGUCAAAGAUGGUUACUUCUGUCCUGCGUUAUCAGAGGCUGUUAAAACAAUGAAGAAAGGGGAGAAGGUAUUAUUAACAGUGAAACCACAAUAUGGAUUUGGGGAUAAGGGUAAGCCUGCAUCUGGUUAUGAGGGUGCCGUUCCUCCAAAUGCCACUCUUCACAUCACUUUAGAGUUGGUAUCAUGGAAAACUGUCUCAGAAGUGACAGAUGACAAGAAGGUUAUUAAGAAGAUCCUGAAAGAAGGGGAGGGAUUUGAACGUCCAAAUGAAGGGGCUGUUGUUAAAUUGAAAUUGAUUGGGAAGCUGCAAGAUGGUACGGAAUUUUUGAAGAAAGGUCAUGCUGAAGGAGAAGAGCUGUUCGAGUUUAAGACAGAUGAGGAGGAAGUGAUUGAUGGGCUUGAUAGAGCUGUCCUGACAAUGAAGAAGGGUGAGGUAGCACUCCUGACCUUUGCACCAGAGUAUGCAUUUGGUUCUUCAGAGUCCCCACAGGAGUUGGCUGUGGUACCUCCUAAUUCGACAGUCUACUAUGAGGUUGAGCUCGUAUCUUUUGAAAAGGAUAAGGAAUCAUGGGACAUGAAUACCGAAGAAAAGAUUGAAGCUGCUGGUAAGAAGAAGGAAGAAGGGAAUGCACUGUUUAAGGCGGGUAAAUAUGCAAGAGCUUCCAAGAGAUAUGAAAAGGCUGUCAAGUACAUCGAUUAUGAUACUUCCUUUAGUGAAGAGGACAAAAAACAGUCGAAGGUGUUGAAGGUUGCUUGCAAUCUUAACAAUGCAGCUUGCAAGCUGAAGCUGAAAGAUUAUAAACAGGCUGAAAAGUUGUGUUCCAAGGUGUUGGAAAUCGAGGGUAGAAAUGUGAAGGCCCUGUACAGAAGGGCUCAGGCAUAUAUUCAGCUGGCAGAUUUGGAUUUGGCUGAGCUUGACAUCAAGAAGGCUCUUGAAAUAGACCCCAACAACAGGGAUGUGAAGUUGGAGUACAAGACGUUGAAGGAGAAGAUGAAAGAAUUCAAUAAAAAGGAGGCCAAGUUUUACGGCAACAUGUUUGCCAAAUUGACCAAGUCGGACUCUCCGGAUUCCAAUAAAACAGCAGCUAAAGAUGCUGGACCCAUGAGCGUAGACAGCAAGGCAUAAGGGGACUGCAUCACAUAAUCGGCUCGCAGCUUCUAAUUGUGUCAUUAAGGAGUAAAUUCCUAGCUUUUUUAAAUUCUGUAGGACUACUUGGUCUUGGCGCAAAGAAGUUGUAAUGGAUGAUUUACUAAAACUGGAUUGUUGACAUUGAAUUUUAUAAGUUAAAUAUUUUUCAAUAUA
Molecule: messenger RNA, 1645 nt
Organism: Prunus dulcis (almond)
Lineage: Eukaryota; Viridiplantae; Streptophyta; Magnoliopsida; Rosales; Rosaceae
Product: peptidyl-prolyl cis-trans isomerase FKBP62-like
Exons: 11
Coding region: 56-1468 (470 amino acids)
Molecular function (GO): protein binding; peptidyl-prolyl cis-trans isomerase activity
Source: RefSeq, a predicted model, not a curated record